UGCUAUGCAGUUUCCUGUUCAGGGUCUCCAUCCAGAGAGAAACCAUGGCGGCCACUGAGAUAGCUCGACAAGCGGGAGAAGGUGCCCGUGCCGUUCCCCUCUCCGGCCAUGUCGGCUUUGACAGCAUGCCCGACCAGCUGGUCAACAAGUCUGUCAGCCACGGCUUCUGCUUCAACAUCCUAUGUGUCGGAGAGACGGGGCUUGGGAAGUCGACCCUCAUGGACACGCUGUUCAACACCAAGUUCGAGGGCGACCCCAUGCAGCACAACCAGCCGGGUGUGCAGCUCAAGUCCAACACCUACGAGCUGCAGGAGAGCAACGUCAGGCUCAAGCUCACCAUGGUCGACACCGUGGGCUUCGGGGACCAGAUCAACAAGGAGGACAGUUACAAGCCCAUUGUGGAGUUCAUCGACACCCAGUUCGAGGCCUACCUCCAGGAGGAACUGAAGAUCAAGCGCACGCUGCACAGCUACCACGACACGCGCAUCCACGCCUGCCUCUACUUCAUCGCCCCCACCGGACACUCCCUCAAGUCCCUCGACCUCGUCACCAUGAAGAAACUCGACAGCAAGGUCAACAUCAUCCCCAUCAUUGCCAAAUCAGACGCCAUCUCCAAAAGCGAGCUCACCAAAUUCAAGAUCAAGAUCACGAGCGAGCUGGUGAGCAACGGCGUGCAGAUCUACCAGUUCCCCACAGACGACGAGACCGUGGCAGAGAUCAACUCCACCAUGAACGGCCAUUUACCGUUCGCCGUGGUGGGCAGCACUGAGGAAGUGAAGAUCGGCAAUAAGAUGGUGAAGGCCAGGCAGUACCCCUGGGGGACAGUGCAGGUGGAGAACGAGAACCACUGUGACUUUGUGAAGCUGAGGGAGAUGUUGAUCCGCGUGAACAUGGAGGACCUUCGAGAGCAGACGCACACACGUCACUACGAGCUCUACCGCCGCUGCAAACUGGAGGAGAUGGGCUUUAAGGACACAGACCCCGACAGCAAACCUUUCAGUCUGCAGGAAACGUACGAGGCGAAGAGGAACGAGUUCAUGGGGGAGCUCCAGAAGAAGGAGGAGGAGAUGAGGCAGAUGUUCGUGCAGCGGGUGAAGGAGAAGGAGGCGGAGCUGAAGGAGGCUGAGAAGGAGCUCCAUGAGAAGUUUGACCGGCUGAAGAAGCUCCACCAGGACGAGAAGAAGAAGCUGGAGGACAAGAAGAAGUCCCUGGACGACGAGCUCAACUCCUUCAAGCAGAAGAAGACGGCCGCCGAGCUGCUGCUGUCCCAGGCCCAGCAGGCAGGGGGCUCCACCACGCUCAAGAGGGACAAAGAGAGGAAAAAUAAUCCCUGGCUCUGCACAGAGUAGGUCCUCCACGCAACUCCUACGCUUUGCUAAGGGACCAGACCUUGGCUUAUGUUGGCCACCCUCCGCCACUAAGCCGGGGGAGCUACAGAGUGGACUGCCAUCCCUCUGGGGGUUUCCAUGGGUUUCUUUUCCAUUUUAGCCAGCAGGCAGGGCUGGGUUUUUUAUUUUAUUUAAUUUUUUAUUUUUUAUUUUCACUUUCGUUUGGUUUGUUUGGAUUUUUUACUGGGUCUUUCACUUGCAGCGCUUACUAACAGCAAAGCAUAUUUCUGUCUGCUUCUGCCAAAGCUUCAUACUGUCCGUGUGGUGUCCUGUUUCGCAAUACUUGUGUGACUAACACCAUGUACUCUGUGACCGUGUUUUGUAUGGCAUUAGAGAUUUCAGCCGCAAACUGAUAUGCUUGUGAUGCGUAAUGCUUUUUCUUACAGCACAAAAAAAACAGAACGCUUAAAGCUCGGAAUUUGAUAUGAUGUGUUAUGUACUGUUAAUGUUUAAAUAUAAUAACAAUGUCUUACAUAUUCUGACCUGUCCUUCUCUCGAGGAUCAAGCUAUUUAUUUCUUUUCUCGCUCUCUGGAAUUGGCUACAUGGCUAUAAAUAGGCUGCCAAAUAAAUGAUGCAUAGACUGUAGCGCUAUGAAAUGGCAUGUUAUUUAUUUAUUUUCCCAGCUAACUGAAAUUGGCUAGUAUAUGACCACAAAUAUCAAACACAUAAUGUUUAAACUGCUAUGAAGUUCAGCUGAUUAUGCAGCAUGUUAAUCAGUCAGCCAUGGCUACAUAUUAUAUUAGGCAUUGCUUUAAAGAGAACUUCAUUGACCUCUGACACGCGCGCACACACACACACACACACACACACACACACACACACACACACACACACACACACACACACAAACACACACACCUGAGACUCACUAAAUACCCAUAAUCCUCUUGUGUUUGGUGCUGUUUCUCUCGCUGGCGUAGCUCUUGGCAUUGCAAUUAACUCGUUUGUGUGUUCUCUUUUUUCUCUCUCUCUCUCUUCCUCUCCUCUGUAGCUUCUUCUAAUCUGUUUUGGCCAGCUGUCUGAUCUGAAUGAAGAGGGGGACUGCAGUUUCUACGACAACUAAGCGCCUGUUUUACUCCCCGCUUCUCUUGUCUUUCUCACUUCAUCAGCCAUUUUUUAAAUUUGCCCCCCUCUCCCCUCCCUUACCUUACUUACCGUCUGCUCUACUGAACCUGAACAUGGCCGUAUGUGGGCUUUACAUGGUAUGUUUGACAAAAGCAAGUUCAUAUGCCUAAUUAAGGCCAUGCCAUCCAUCCACACAAAUCCACACUGGCUGCCUUUGUACAGUAUUGUGGCAAGGGUCAAAGCCUUACGCGGAGGAUCACUCUUCCUCUCUUCCUUUUCUCUUUAAAAGUGUACAAACCCAGGAGUGGACACUACUGCUUGUACUACACGGGGAACGUACAUGACAUGUCCACACACAAAGCCUUUUGAGUUGUUUUGUACUAAAAACUGAUGGCUAUUGCAAAGUAACCAUACACAUUACAGGGAUUUUUUUUUGUUGGAAAUCCUAAUUCUAAAGAAAAAAGAAAGAACUUAGAUGGUCAUCUGUUUAUUAUCUGCAUAUAACACUGAGUAGGUCUUAUUACUAUUAUUGCAAUGUCUUGGUUGAUUUGUGUUUUGAUAUUCAUCUUACAGAACUGCUACAUUUUAUGCUAUAAAUAGACGGAUAUUUGCUGUUCCAUGUUCAUGGGUUUUGUACCCCACCCCUGUAAUAAUAAUAACUGUGACAGUGGAGAGGCUUUGAGAUUACAAAGGCCAAAGAAGACUUGGGGCUUUUUAACCAGAAGAAACGUAGACAGUCUCAUAUCAUCUAUAAUGUGAUGCCAAUGAAGUAUGACCCCUCUAACUGUAAUUUCAUUGGAUGAGACUGUCGUGGAAAAGUCACUGACCACUAUGAAAGGAAUAGUUCUUUUGUUAAGUGAAUUAAGUUACAAACUUAAUAAUAACCUUAAUAAUUACGUAAAAUACCAUGUAGGACUCAUUUGAAGGCUCUCACAAGUGCUGCUUUGUGGCAUACAAAUGUUGCAUGCAAUUUAAACACCUUUGUUUGAUAAAAAUAUUAUUUCUAUUACUUUUACUGAUUUUUUUUUUUGCCCUUUUAAGCAUUACGUUUUGUCAUCCUAAAAUCCCCCCUCGUAAUAUUACGUUUGUAUAUUUAUUCUGGUUGUAUACAGAUUUGCUCCAUAAAUGUCGGCAUUCAUUUUACUGAUGUUUUAAAUAGAUAAUGUGGUCAGAAUAUGAAGGGUUUGGGUGUUGAAAGCUAAAUGCGAGAAACCGAUAUUCAUGCAUUUUAUAUAAUUUAUAAGGAUCUAUUUUGUGUAUUGAAGUGGAGACAUGUUAUGGUCAACGAAUAUUGGAGUAAUAUUGGAGAAAAGUGAGUUUCUGUGUAAACGUUAUGGUGUGAUGAAUGACCAUGCAUUUUCCCAACAUUAAUGUCAUAUUGGUUUCCUGCCCUGCCAAGAAAGCAAGAUAUACCAUAAAUCACCACAAACCUGUGUAUUAUUUAACUUGUUGGAUUCCAUUGGUGUACAUUUUCAAUAAAAUUAUGAUAAAAUACA
Molecule: messenger RNA, 3950 nt
Organism: Engraulis encrasicolus (European anchovy)
Lineage: Eukaryota; Metazoa; Chordata; Actinopteri; Clupeiformes; Engraulidae
Gene: septin6
Product: septin 6
Exons: 10
Coding region: 45-1349 (434 amino acids)
Biological process (GO): cytoskeleton-dependent cytokinesis; intracellular protein localization; cilium assembly
Cellular component (GO): septin ring; cell division site; microtubule cytoskeleton
Molecular function (GO): molecular adaptor activity; GTPase activity; GTP binding
Source: RefSeq, a predicted model, not a curated record